Gorilla gorilla gorilla (western lowland gorilla) is the source of this 3007-nucleotide messenger RNA. RefSeq names its product apelin (gene APLN). NCBI's taxonomy places the organism in Eukaryota, Metazoa, Chordata, Mammalia, Primates, Hominidae. Gene Ontology annotation, biological process: signal transduction. The transcript is spliced from 3 exons. The record is from RefSeq and is a predicted model, not a curated record. The coding region runs from base 349 to 582 and encodes 77 amino acids. Gene Ontology annotation, molecular function: apelin receptor binding; hormone activity.
UGCAGCCCCUGGAGUGAGCGGGGAGCAUUCUCGCUGGCAGCCGGGGUCACGGGCAGUUGCAGCCGCGGCCGAGCAGCCAGCCGCUAAGAAAGAGCUCGCCGCUGCCGCUCCCGGAGCCGCCGAGGCCAGCUUCGCGGCGCUGCCCCGCGGCGGGAGAGGAGGCUGCAGAAGAGCGGAGGCGGCCAGCGGGAGCGGCGGGGCUCAGCGCGCACACUCAGCGGCCCGGGAGCCUCCCGAGCUCCGCGCCCGCACGCGCCAGCCGCGGCUCGCGCCUUUCUUGGCCUCCGGGCGCCCGACCUCUCCUCCCCCGCGCCGGCUCGCCGGGGCCGCGGCGGCCCAAGGAGCAGCAUGAAUCUGCGGCUCUGCGUGCAGGCGCUCCUGCUGCUCUGGCUCUCCUUGACCGCGGUGUGUGGAGGGUCCCUGAUGCCGCUUCCCGAUGGGAAUGGGCUGGAAGAGGGCAAUGUCCGCCACCUAGUGCAGCCCAGAGGGUCGAGGAAUGGGCCAGGGCCCUGGCAGGGAGGUCGGAGGAAAUUCCGCCGCCAGCGGCCCCGCCUCUCCCAUAAGGGACCCAUGCCUUUCUGAAGCAGGACUGAAGGGGCCCCCAAGUGCCCACCCCCUGCGGUUCUGUCUCCUCCAUAGAUUGGUCUGCUUCUCUGGAGGCCUCACGUCCAUUCAGCUCUCACCUCGCACCUGCUGUAGCCACCAGUGGGCCCAGCUCUUCUCACCUGCCUGCUUCCCCCAGUGGCGUGCUCCUGGCUGUAGUUUGGAUGAUUCCCGUUCUCUCACAAGAAUCCGUCCAGUCCAUCUUCCUGGCCCCUCCCUGGACUGACUUUGGAGACCUAACCCCAGAAAGCCUCCCUUCUUCUCCAGGUCCCCUCCGCCCUAGUCCCUGCCUGUCUCAUCUAACGCCCCAAACCUUCACUUGGGCCUUCCUUCCUCAUUUCUGCCCUGGCCGCGGGGUGGAAAUGCUCCCUUCUGUGGGCUCCAGCAGAUCCCUUGUUUUCCUGUCAGUUGGACCCCUCACCCGGCCUCCAGGGAAGAAUGCAGAGAAAAGCAAGGAGAGACUCUAGUUAAGAGGUGCUGUCUGUGGGGAUCCAGACAGGGCACACUGGGGGCAUGGAAGUGUGGCGGGGGGAGCUCUGGUGAAGUGGGUGGAGCAUCGGCGUUUGCUCAGAUAAGGGAGAGGUAGAGAGGGGCCCGUGAAGUCCUUUGUCACUUCUCUUGCCUUAGUGUGCCUCCCAAUUCUCCCUUCUUCCUGCCCCCACACCCCGUCCCCAGCUAGCCCAAGCUCCAGGUCAGGAUGGGAGGGUGCUGGGCCUGACAUGGCUCUAUACCCUCCCAGGAGUAAAAGCCAAGCAAGAGGUUGUUUUUGCCAAGAAUCACAGAAUAUUAGAGCUGACAGGACCCUUGAAGAUCACUUAGCCUUCUUAGGCAAACGCCUGCAAAACAGAAGCCUGGAGAGGGGAGUGACCUGCUCAGAGUCAUUGCAGAGCCGGGAUGGGGACCAGGUCUCCCAUCUCCUACUUUAUGACGACCUCUUCCCUCUUGAUGAUGUCCUUUCAAAGCAAAUGAAGUGCCUUUUCCCGAGGCUGGGGCUGGGGGUGGCUGGGAGUCCGAGGUAGCCUUCAAUCACUGGACUCCAUGGCCUUCCCUUCGUGUUGACCGGACCUUCCUUCCAGGGCUUUUCCUUCGGGGGAGGCGGAGAGGGGAGAAGAAGGAAGGGAAGAGCAGAAGGAAGGAGGGAAGAAAAGAAAGCAAAGGAAGAGAAGGAAGGAAAGAAAGAUGGGAGGAAGUGCAGCAGGAAUAGCACCCUCUCCCCGGGAAGCCCCAGCUUCCGUGAGGGGCCAUCACCAGCCAUUCCUUGGAGGGGGCUUUCUCCCCUUUUGCUUGAGCAGGCUUCCCAGGAGGGAGAAAGAGAAGACAAGAGCCUGAUGCCCAACUUUGUGUGUGUGGGGACGGGGGAGUCAGGGCCCCCCAAGUCCCACAAUAGCCCCAAUGUUUGCCUAUCCGCCUCCCCCAAGCCCCUUUACCUAUGCUGCUGCUAACGCUGCUGCUGCUGCUGCUUAAAGGCUCAUGCUUGGAGUGGGGACUGGUCGGUGCCCAGAAAGUCUCUUCUGCCAAUGACGCCCCCAUCAGGGAUUGGGCCUUCUUUCCCCCUUCCUUUCUGUGUCUCCUGCCUCAUCGGCCUGCCAUGACCUGCAGCCAAGCCCAGCCCCGUGGGGAAGGGGAGAAAGUGGGGGAUGGCUAAGAAAGCUGGGAGAUAGGGAACAGAAGAGGGUAGUGGGUGGGCUGGGGGGGCUGCCUUAUUUAAAGUGGUUGUUUAUGAUUCUUAUACUAAUUUAUACAAAGAUAUUAAGGCCCUGUUCAUUAAGAAAUUGUUCCCUUCCCCUGUGUUCAAUGUGUUUGUAAAGAUUGUUCUGUGUAAAUAUGUCUUUAUAAUAAACAGUUAAAAGCUGACAGUUCGCCCUUACUCUUGGAGGUCAUGUUCAGGAGGGGCAUUCCUUUCCCCUGGGGGUCAUGGUUGUCCCCAUGCCCACAUAUUGCACGUGCAGGGAGGUAAGUGCCUGCAUCCCAAAUCGGUUCUAGGUCAACUGGCCUCAAACUGAUUUGCCAUGAGCUCACAGAAUGAAUCCCUAUGCUUAAUGACCAGGUCACAUAAAAUCCAGCCCACUUACAGGUUUUCUGGCAUCUGUUUGGGUGUCCUAAUUUUUUUGGCAGUGUCAUUUGAAGAAUUUUUUAAAAGCAGUUUAUUUAAGAACAUACUGAUUAAAUGCAGGAUCGCUACUAAAAAUUGUUUUGUAUCCUUGGUGGGUGUCUUCUGCUAUUUUAUCUACUUUUGAACACUUUCAGGACUUUUUAGCCAGUUUGCCUUUCUUGAAAAAUGUUAUGUUUUCAGCAAUAAAUACAUUUGAUAAUGACUUUGUUUGUAUCAUUUUAUGUUUCACAAAGUAGAGUUGCUUGAUGAAUGAGAUAGCCUGAAAAAUAAAAUGCAAAGAGUUCAAUAUAA